ACGUCAGGUGAUUUCCGGCCGGCUGGUUCUUCCAGCCAGAAGGGCAUUGAAGACGUUAAAGAGGAGAAGUGCUUUAAAUUAUUUUCCUGUUCUCCUGAAUUGCUAAUUAUCCUCAUUAAGUUUUUCAUCAAAUAACAACAAUGGCUCAAAGUGCAAGAUUAAUGUCACUUUCAUUGUCCGGUGGUCUUUUCAAAAGCGCUGGAAAUGGUAUUCCGAUUGUAUUGUCUCAAAAAAAGAGCUCCUGGUGGAGUCACGUAGAAAUGGGACCCCCGGAUGCAAUUCUCGGUGUGACAGAAGCAUUCAAGAGGGAUAAUAAUCCAAAGAAAAUCAAUUUAGGAGUUGGUGCUUAUCGUGACGAUAAUGGAAAACCCUUCGUCUUACCUAGUGUUCUGAAAGCCGAAGAGAAAAUGAGAGCCAAAAGUUUAGAUAAGGAAUACUCUCCUAUUUCGGGAAAUAUGGAAUUCUGUAAACACAGCAUUAAUUUAGCUCUUGGAGAGGAUAACACAAUAGUGCCAAAUGGCUUGAAUUCAACUGUACAAAGUAUAUCGGGAACUGGUGCACUUUGGAUUGGUGCAAAAUUUAUAGAACAUUUCUUUCCUUAUAGUCGUGAUAUUUAUCUUCCAUCGCCUUCCUGGGGAAAUCAUGCCCAAAUAGUUAAAUUAGCCAAAUUAAAUGCCAAGUCAUAUCGUUAUUAUGAUCCAAAAACGUGUGGAUUAGAUUUUAAGGGUGCCUUGGAAGAUAUUUCUAAAAUUCCAGAAAAAUCGGUUAUUUUAUUGCACGCUUGUGCACACAAUCCAACAGGAGUUGAUCCAAAGCCAGAGCAAUGGGCGGAAUUAUCCAAUGUGAUAAAGAAACGAAAUCUUUUUAUUUUCUUCGAUAUGGCUUAUCAAGGAUUCGCCUCUGGAGAUGUAAAUAAGGAUGCUCAGGCUGUGAGACAUUUUCUAAAAGACGGUCAUCGAAUUGCUCUGGCACAAUCGUACGCAAAGAACUUUGGUUUAUAUGGCGAACGAGUGGGCGCUUUCACAUUGGUUGGUGCAGAUAAGGACGAGGCUGCUCGUACUCUUUCUCAGCUUAAAAUCUUAAUUCGACCAAUGUACUCAAAUCCACCAAUUCAUGGGGCACGAAUCGUUGCAGAAGUUUUGGGCGAUUCAGCUCUGAAACAAGAGUGGCUUGCUGAUGUUAAGGGAAUGGCUGAUAGAAUUAUAUCAGUGCGGACGAAACUCAGAGACAAUUUAAAGAAGAAUGGCAGUUCUCGCGAUUGGUCACACAUUACCGAUCAAAUUGGAAUGUUCUGUUUCACUGGUCUUAACGCUUCUCAGGUGGAGAAUUUGACGAAAAAUUACAGCGUCUACUUGACGAAGGACGGUAGAAUUUCAAUGGCAGGCGUUACAUCAAAGAACGUUGACUACCUUGCUCAAGCUAUUCACGAAGUGACAAAAUAAAAAUGAAAACUCAGCAAGAUUUCUAUCAAACCGAAGGAAACAAUUUUUUUGAAUUGUUUUUUUGUUCUUGACCUGGCUAUAUUUUCAAUUGUUUUAUUUAUCAAUUUUAUGGUAAUUUUUUUUCGCCUUUUUGCAUUUAUUUGUUUUUUAAAAAAGCAUUUAAUUCAAAAUCAAAAAAAUGUAAUUUUUAAAAUUUUAUAUACACACGAGAAACUGUUGAAAAUUUAGAAAAAAAUCUUUCCGACACGUUGUUCUAGAGUAUUUUACAUUAUAAAUGAAUUUGAUAGUAACAUUUCGAAAUUGGAAAGAUUGUAAAUGAGAGAGAUAAUAUUUAUCUGCUUAAAUUGAUUAGUAACCAAAGUUUGUGCCAAAUACUUUCAGAGUCGUUAAAUAAAGGAGAUUCCAAGAGAUUUUAUAAUUAUGUAUGUAAUAAUAAUAGUUAUAAUUAAUAUUUAAAUAUUAAUUAAUAUUUCAUAUUAAGUAUUACUUUUAAUAUUGCAUUUAUUUUAAGAAAGUCUGUUUUCAAUUGUUAAUUUAGAAUUUUAAAAAGUGUUAUCUUUUAAAUGCAACAGUACAAAUGUGUUUCAUAUGCGUUUAUUUUCCUGCAAAACAAAAAAAAGUACAAUCUUUAUAUUUUAUUCUAUGCUCGAAAGUAUUCGCUUUACUUUGGAAUAAUAAUAAUUUCAAUGCUUUAAUAAUUGUAUUAUUGUAUGCAAUUACUUUAGUUAAAUCAAUAGACUAAUUAUUAAAUACAUUCCGCAGUCUGAAAUAAUUAUUGAAUAUCUGUGUAUAUAUAAAAGAAUAUUAAUAAAAUCUGAAAUAUAA
Molecule: messenger RNA, 2267 nt
Organism: Leptopilina heterotoma
Lineage: Eukaryota; Metazoa; Arthropoda; Insecta; Hymenoptera; Figitidae
Gene: Got2
Product: aspartate aminotransferase, mitochondrial
Exons: 8
Coding region: 141-1442 (433 amino acids)
Biological process (GO): biosynthetic process; L-aspartate catabolic process
Cellular component (GO): mitochondrion
Molecular function (GO): pyridoxal phosphate binding; L-aspartate:2-oxoglutarate transaminase activity
Source: RefSeq, a predicted model, not a curated record